AUGCGCAGCGAGCAAGCUUGCAAAGCUCGUAAAAAGCAGAAGCGGCGUUGCGACAAGGCUCUUCCAGAGUGUAGCUUAUGCAAGCGGACCCAACGCCUUUGCGAAUAUGGCAUCGCGACUGACUCCCAGCCAACUGCUAGUGAUUGGAGCAUGAUGCAAGCACGUCUCACUGAGCUUGAAAAUCGCCUGGCCAAUUCUCCGAGAGCUACCGAGCAGCAUAUCUUGAGCCCCCCAAUCUCAGGCCCAUUGUUGGAACAGGGAUCAACGCCAGGCGCGACAUUCUGCGACUCCAUCGUUACGCACAGCAUCGAGUCCAAUAGCAUCAUCUCAUUGUCUCAAUCUAUCGAUCUUACGCCUGCGUACUCCACUGUCGAAUAUUCUGGUUCGGCAUUGCAGACGCGUUUUCCGGCCUCUAUGUUUCUACCAAGCAGGAAAGAACUCUAUCAGGUAUUUCUUAUCACGGGUGCUUCUGACGGAUUGGGCAAGGAACUUGCUUCAAUUCUAUAUCAUAAAAAUGGAAAGAUCUACCUGGCCGCUCGCUCUCGAUCCAAGGCCGAUGAGGGUAUGAGAGAUAUCAAGGCAGCUCAUCCGAAAUCAAUCGCUAGCAUGAUCUUCUUACCACUAGUCCUUGACGAUCUCACUACUAUCAAGGCUUCAGCCCAAGGAUUUCUCGCACAGGAGAGCCGGCUUGAUGUACUCUACAACAACGCUGGUGUAAUGGUACCCCCGCAAGGGUCUAAGACAGUACGCUCGAAGGACUGCCGGAGAAGCGUCAUCAGCAUUGUUCGUCAUUUUAUAUCCUCUUCUUUACUAGAUUCCAGGAACUAA
Fusarium verticillioides 7600 is the source of this 828-nucleotide messenger RNA. RefSeq lists its product as hypothetical. NCBI's taxonomy places the organism in Eukaryota, Fungi, Ascomycota, Sordariomycetes, Hypocreales, Nectriaceae. Gene Ontology annotation, biological process: regulation of DNA-templated transcription. The transcript has 2 exons. Bases 1 to 828 code for a protein of 275 amino acids. Gene Ontology annotation, molecular function: DNA-binding transcription factor activity, RNA polymerase II-specific; zinc ion binding. The record is from RefSeq and is a predicted model, not a curated record.